AUGUAUGAUGCCUACAGAGACCGAGACCACGAUAUGGACGAGACCAAACCCAAGCUGCCGCAGCUGCCGCCGCUGGUGACGAAGGCUGCGGCUGGCAUAGAUCAUCGUACACGAAUUGCUUGGACGCCCUUCGAUGACCACGAGCGACCUACAGGACUGGGUCAGGGCAAGGGCCUUGGCGGAGCGCGGAGCCGGCGGCCGCCGCCACCGCCCGCGGAAGGCCUCGGCGUUGGGGUGCCGGCCGGGCACCGUUUGUCUGGGGACGGGACGCGGCCAGGCCGGACAGAGGAGGCGCACACGCCGGAGCGCGGCGGUACGCCGGAGGCGGAGGAGGGCAUCAUCUACCCCUCGCCAUUUGUCGGGGACGAUACGGUAACCAUGGUCCGGGGACCACGGGGCUCGCCGACUGGACGCGGGUCGCCCACCGCGCGCGGGUCGCCGGGCAGGCUGCCAGGUUCGCCCGUGGGGCGCAGCUCACCGAUGAGGCGACGAUCGCCGAGCGGCCCGCAGGUGUCGCCGGUCGGGCGCGGGUCGCCGGGCGGGCCUCGGGGCUCGCCGGCGCGGUGCGCGGAGCUGCCGGACGUGAUGUUCGGUGACGAGGAGCCUGCGCUGCGGCCGCUGCCGGGGCUUUCCGCAGCGCGGGAGGGCAUUCCGCCGUCUGUGUCGACGGUGGGGUCUCGGCGGGACCAUAAGCCAGGGCUACACUCUGCGGCUCCCUCGAGCCGGGCGCGACUGCUGAGCGACCGCACUUUCUCCGAAACGCUUAGCAGCUACUAUACGUGUUCAAGCUACACGUUCAAUGAGUACGCGCGCCACGGAAGCUUUGGGUCCGUUAUGGGGGGCCAGCCGCUGGAGCAUGUGCCCAGCGUGAACGCCCCCACACAGCCGCUCAGCAUUGAGCUGCUGAGUGAGGAAAAGCUGUACCAAUGCUACUGUGUGCACAAGCUGUCGGACAUCUACGAGUGGCUGCUAAAAGUGUACUUCGAAUGGUUCAACGAGUACAUCCUGGGUAAGAUUGAGUUUAUACAGCUGGUACAGCUGUUGCUAGAGUUCCAGCUGCCCAACACAUAUGAACAAGAAGUCAUUGAUAAAAAUGUGGACCAUAUAAUCGGCUCGCUCGUGAAGCAGGGCGCAGUACGAUUUGAGCCCAACCCACAACAAACACGCGGCGAUAUCACAAUUAUUGUUGCUGGACUUAAUGUGCAGGGAGUUUUCACAGAAUUGCUAUCCUGUUACUCGCUCACGCACAAGAAGGAGAUGAACACCGAAGAGGGCUAUGUAUGCUACUCCAAACUCUGCGCGUCGCAGAUGUUCAACGAAACGAGACCGUUGAUGCGGGUCUCGGAGGUGCUCAGCCGCCCGGUGGGACUUUGGACCGAGUACUGGAAACUGACGGACGAGGAGCUUUCAGAGAUUAAUCCUAAAGAAGUAAAGCGCCAGAGCUACAUAUUUGACCUUAUUGUGCUCGAAGAGAAAAGUCUGAACCUGGCCCAUGCUGCCGUAGAAAUCUACGGCGCACAAUUCUCGCCGGCGUUGCUGCCCACCGACGAAAACUUCGCCUCUCUUGCCUUUGACAUCUUUUAUCCGCUGAUUGACUUGCACAAGGAACUGCUUUUGACACCUAUUUUUGGGAAGCUGCAGACGAAAGGGAAGUUCAUCGAUGGCGUGGGGAAAAUAUAUAUCAAAUGGUGUAAUGAGGCGCGCGCAACAUACCUUCAUUAUGCUGAAUCUAUGGCUGUGGUGCAUGAGAUUAUUAGCUGGGAAAAGCAACAUGAGACACGGUUUGCUGCUUGGUUAAAGGAGAUCGACGAAUCACCGGAGAUUACUCGCUCGAAGCUCUACCAUGAUGUCAUAUUCUUUGGUGGCUUUUUCAAAUCUCUGCAGAAUAUGCCGGUGACACUUCGUUCGAUAUUGAAGUGUACAGAUCCAUCCAUGGAUGACUACGAAUAUCUAAAUACUGCUAUUAAUGAAAUUGAGAAAUUGAGUACAGAAGUGGAUACGGUCCACGGUAUGGCUGUUGAUCAACGUAAAAUCGUUCGGUUUUCGCGGCAGAUUCUUUUCAGCAGCAGCAGCGCUACUGUUGGCUAUGUGAAUAUUAAUGAUGAAGAUAAAGUUAUACGCCAGGAGAAACUGAACCUGAAAUUGACCGAAAAGACAAGGAAGCUGCUGCGAGAAGGUGUUGUUUACAAGAAACGAGAACUAUGGCUUGAUCCAGUACCGGUGUAUAUAGUAUUGCUGGACAAUUACUUUCUGAUAACGGAGAUUGUCACCAAGGGAAAUGAAAAGAAGUAUAAGCUUACAGAAAGGCCUAUACCACUGGACUAUUUGAGCCUGGAGCGGAAGGAGGAUCUGAAAGCGAAUUCUGCAGAGAAGGAGGUCACGCUCAUGAAUGUCAACUCAAACAACAUCGAUGGUCUAACGGCGAAGUCACCUUCCCCAAACCAGCUGGCAGACCCUAGCAACGUGCCUCGGCAUGUCUACAGGACUAAUGCCAGCACAAUGGCUCUGGAUGUGCCGGACGACCUAAUAUAUUCAUUCAAAGUGCGUAAUACGGCUACCAAUGACUCCUUUACCUUCCAUACUUUCACUGUGGAGGAAAGGGACGCCUGGAUAUCAGCGAUCGUUGAGAGCUUCAGGAUUCACACAGAGACGAAUGAUCAGCGGGUCUUCAAGCUGCACGUUUUGUCGGACCUGUUCAAGUACGAUGAACGCCAGGCGCCCACAAACCUACUGGUUGCGCCAGAGGGUUCUGUUAUCGAUGUUGCUCUCAAGGACUAUAAGAAGACGCAGCGUGAGAAGAAGACGCCAGUGGCAGCUGAUAUCAACUGCUCCGGGAAGUUUGUGUACGAAUCCAAGACAUUCGUCAUAUGCGGCUCGAACCACGGCAUAUAUAUGACCAUUGCCGACAACCCGACGGGCUGGAAGCUCGUGCUGCACGUUCUGAAGGUGGUACAGGUGGAAGUCAGCCUGAAGCUCAAUCUAUUGUUCGCACUGUCGGACAAACGGCUCUGCUAUUUUUCGUUACCAUCCCUCAUCUGCGCAUAUUACGAUCCUGUGCAGUAUCUCCCAAAUAACCAGGUCGUGGGCGUCAUACUCCAAGACAAGGUCACCUAUUUCACAAUGGCGGAGGACUUUGGUAAUUCUCGGCAGCUCUUCUUUGAACGCAAGGGAAAGAUCGUCGUGCUCACGCCCGAGCUGGAUGCCAUAACCGCAGCCUUCAAGCUGUUCAAACCUUACAAACGAUAUAAGCUCCCUCUCACGAGCUCCUUCACCAGCGUCGAGGUGUACGGCAUCGUUGUGUUCCGCACGAGCUUCAUUGUCUGCACGUCUAAGGGUGCAAUCCUCUACAACGAUACCUUCAACGACCACGGCAUCACCCUCCCGCAGCUCCUCAACGACCCCGACCUCGUGCAGCGUCUGAACCACAUGCAGAUUGCCAACAACCCGUUCAAGACAACCAUGGAGGCUGCCGCGCGCCAUGACUCCUCCAAACAGAAGAUGGCAGAGUACGUCAAAUUCGAUAUCGCCGCGAACAAAACCCGCCCGGUGACCUGCUUCCAGCUCUCCCCCAACGAUUUCAUUCUAGUCUACGACGAGGCCGUCAUCCGAAUGAACAAGUACGGCGAGAUCGCGAACUGGAAGGCCGACAUCCUCGUUCUCGACUUCUACUGCACCGCCGCCUGCAUGACCAGCGAGUUCCUCAUUCUCACAGGCGAGAACCUCGUGCAGAUCUACGACUUCAACUACACAGGCAACAUAAUGAAUAAUGCCCUCAGCAGGCUCACGCCCGUCCAGAUCAUCAAGGGCAAGAAAAUCCGCCUGCUCAACGCGAGUAAGACGCCCGAUCCUGUGAUCGCCCUCAGCCAUCCGAGCUACCCCGGGCGCCAGCUGCUCCUGGCCUUUUCCCUCACAAGAUGA
Molecule: messenger RNA, 3918 nt
Organism: Eremothecium gossypii ATCC 10895
Lineage: Eukaryota; Fungi; Ascomycota; Saccharomycetes; Saccharomycetales; Saccharomycetaceae
Gene: TUS1
Product: Rho family guanine nucleotide exchange factor TUS1
Exons: 1
Coding region: 1-3918 (1305 amino acids)
Molecular function (GO): guanyl-nucleotide exchange factor activity
Source: RefSeq, marked provisional